Molecule: messenger RNA, 2783 nt
Organism: Anopheles stephensi (Asian malaria mosquito)
Lineage: Eukaryota; Metazoa; Arthropoda; Insecta; Diptera; Culicidae
Product: serine protease persephone-like
Exons: 3
Coding region: 626-1699 (357 amino acids)
Biological process (GO): proteolysis
Molecular function (GO): serine-type endopeptidase activity
Source: RefSeq, a predicted model, not a curated record
AUUGGUGAGCUCGCUGGUGAUUAUUGUUGCAAUGACCGAAAAACAGAUCAAACACGCACACGUAUAGAGAGCUGGUCGUGCUGCAGAUCGCAGCAACGUCAAACGAUGUGAGUUGUUGCUCAGGAUGCUGUUAGAAAUCCCGCAUCGAACCGUGGCUUAUCAGUGUUGCCUGUGUUGUCCCUCUCUCCGUUGUUGGUGAUGUGUGUUGGUCGAUCCUAUUGCACAACUGAGCAGGCGCUAUUUCAACAUAGUUUGCAACGCAAACGCAAAAGAAACUCCACCGUGGACUUCAAACGGCGUCCCCGGAUCCUAAAUAUCGCUGAAGUUUUGUUUUUGGACGGACGACGGGAAAUACCUGCCCAACGGCAUAAACACACACACCAAGGCGGUCGACGGUGUCUCGUGCAGUAACUGCAUCGAUCCAGGUCGUGUCGCUCAGUUUCAUGCGGUGGCUGGUGGCGAUUGGUGGUGAAUGUGCGCGCGCGCACGUCUAUAGUCGAACGGGCCAGAUCAGGCCAUCUCCGGUGUGACAGUACCGCGUGUUCCAGCGAAUGUCAAGUGCCGGUGGCGUUGCCUGGACUUUUUGAGUGUCAUUCGAGGUGACGGGAUCGUGUUACGUGCGGCGAUGGAUCGACGAUUCAGUGCGUUCGUGCUGCUGCUGGUCAGCUUGUCCAGUGUUGUCGUGCUGGCUGCUCCCUCCCCGGACACCAUCUUCAUGGACACUGUUCUUUACGAGGGUGACAAGUGUGGUCUGCCCGGAACGCGGACAGGCAUCUGCCGGAAGGCGGCCCUGUGCCCGCACGGUAUACGCUCGAACGGUGCCCGCUGCGAGUUCAGUGGGAACGAUCCAGUGGUGUGCUGUCCGGACACCACGCAGAGUACCGGCGACGCUACCAGCAAUCGUAUUACGAUCCGCAUCGCCAAGCAGGAGUGUGAACGUUUCAGUAGCGGAUCGACACACCUUACCGAUCAUGUGUCGGGCCGGCGGCUGGAGGCGGACCGGGGCGAGUUCCCGUUUAUGUCGCUGGUGGUAUUCGGCGGCGAGAAUUCGGAAGGUACACGGUGCGGUGCGUCACUGAUUGCGCCAAGGUUUCUGCUGACGGCGGCCCACUGCUUCCGGGACGCGUCGCCUGCGAAGGUGUACCUGGGCAUCAUCCUGCCGAACGAUGCGGAAAAGGACGAGUACUUGGUGCGGCAGCUACACACGCACGAGGAGUACCGCUCCCGGCGGAAUGAUAUAGCGCUGCUGGAGCUGGAGAAGGAUGUCGUGUUCAAGCGAGACGUUAGCCCGGUCUGUCUCAACACGGACGUUAGCGAGAUUGGACCGACGGUGAACCUCACAGUGAUGGGUUGGGGCAGCGAUGGAAAUGGUAUGCGAGCCGACAAACUUUGGAAGGCGGUGGUCAACGAGAUACCGCUGGACCAGUGCAAACAGAUGUACCGAUCCGCCAACCUGUCCGUCAGCAUUACCGACGAUCAGCUCUGUGCGCUGGGCGAAAUCUGGCAGGAUGAGUAUACGGACGCGUGCGAGGGCGAUUCCGGUGGCCCGCUGGUGAUGCGCGUUCGACAAAAGUUCUACAUCGUCGGGGUGGUAUCGACCGGUGCGCCCUGCGGUGGUCAAAUUCCCGGCCUAUACACCCGUGUCACCCGCUACCUGGACUGGAUUGAGCAACGUGUCUGGGGCGGCAGCCAGAGCUGAGAAACCGCGGAACCCCGGUCUGUUGCCAGUUGAACCUAGCGAUAAUGUACGAUUAGCUAUAAUACGGAUAGCGCAACUUGUCUGGCGACAAGCAUCCAGUCCAGAUGCACGAAAUGUUCCGCUAGCCUACUAGUAGUGCUAGUAGUCGCCGUACACACUACCAAACACUCGAUUAUUUUGAGCGAAGAUGCGAGGAGACUGCGAGACAGGAAAAUGGGACAUGUGAUCUAACUCCUGACUUUGUCGCAUACAAAUAUUCCUUUUCGGGGGGGUGUUUAUUUUUUUUAUACGUGAACAUAUACAUUCAACAAUAAAAAAAAUCAUAAUUUAGUCGAAAUUGUUUAUCUUCUUUUGUAAGUAUACACACACAAUUUUAUUUUUGCCAGGGUUAUUAUUUUUGACAGAACUUUGAAAACACCGAAUAGAUAUUUAAUACAAAAACUCUUCAAAGACGAAUAUUUUGUUUUUGUGAUCCCGGAGCUAGUAAAUGUUAAUGGUUUUAGAAUUGGAUUGCAUAUAUUGUAAUCUGCGCUUGCUCUAACUAUGGCAUCAUUCUUAAAAGUCUCCGAUGGAAUCCUGUUGAGCAUGAUCUAUCUCUGGAGGCCAAAGCAGUAGUAGCGCCGGUUCGUCAUUCGGUACGACCAAAUCCCAUCCGGGAUGUUUCUCCGUGUGCAGGACUGACUAUCCAACUACGAGUAAUACUAAGGCAGGAGUCGCUAGGAUCUGACGGAUCAGGUCGGAUGGCAGUUUUGAUUGUGUGACCUCAUUCGAAUAGGACUAAUCAGUGACUACGGUCUAAAUUAUGGAAGUCAGUAUUGGUAGCCAACAACAACUAAGAUCUCUGGAGGUUGUAGAGCCACACACAGGAAGAAGCAACAAUAAAACUCUGGUAUAAUGCGUGGAGAAGUACGUACGAAGAAAAACUCAACGGUUAGUAAUCUAUUCUGAAGCCUAUUUCGUAGUGGCGCCAUCUAGAGGGCUUCACUGGUUCAAAAAAAAAAUCCGUUACGCUUAACAUCGUUAAACUUGAAAAGUAAAAUAAAACUAUUGCUGUUCGGGGGUGUUAAAUGUUCUUUAAACUGCA